AUGUCCAAUCAUCUGAGUUCCGUUAGAAACGAUGUUAAAGGCACAUUUUUUAGCCGCCGAGCUUCUUUCCCCACGAGGGCGGGUAAUAGUUCGUAUGGGAUGCUUUCGUAUUUAUCAGCAUUCCAACAGCUUGAGUUGGGGCCGGCUGGUUUAAGUGGAGUACAGGUGCAGCGAUCUCUCAACACACCCGACUCGAAUGCUAGUAAGUGGACACAAGUAAUGUCUGAGACCGAGAGGAAUACUCAAAAGCAAACCGAUAAACCUAAGCCUUGCUGCGUCUGCCUUCCUGAGAAGGAUGAAAGAGACCAGUGCAUCCUUUUCAAUGGACAGGACUCUGAUAAAUGCAAAGUGUUUGUCGAGGCGUACAAGAAGUGCAUGAAGAGUUACGGCUUCGAUAUUUGA
Molecule: messenger RNA, 402 nt
Organism: Torulaspora globosa
Lineage: Eukaryota; Fungi; Ascomycota; Saccharomycetes; Saccharomycetales; Saccharomycetaceae
Gene: COX17
Product: copper metallochaperone COX17
Exons: 1
Coding region: 1-402 (133 amino acids)
Biological process (GO): mitochondrial respiratory chain complex IV assembly
Cellular component (GO): mitochondrial intermembrane space
Molecular function (GO): copper chaperone activity; copper ion binding
Source: RefSeq, a predicted model, not a curated record